UUACUUGCCACGUUCGGUUCGUGUUUGAAUAUAGUCUUACCCGGAAAUAUAAACUGAUACCUCUGGGUCCAUAAUACUAAUAUACUGGUAUAAAGCUGGAUUUUCGUUGGUGCUACAGUUGAUGAGUUUCGGUGAACUAAAGCGAAUUGAACGAAUCUUUGACCACUAAAAAUGUGUUUAUGAAAUCCGAAUAAUAUACUACCGGGAGAGUCUCGAGUAAGAAAAUAGAUAAUGUUCACUCAGAUCUUGCGCAGGCAAACGUUAUACGAAUAAGUUCAUAUAGCAAUAUCUAUCUAAUCGUGAAGAGAAUCUUCCGGAAACGCACGAUGACUGGUAAAAUUUGCCAAUCCGAAAGCGAUAUAAUGAUCGACAACGACGAUGAGGAUGACUACGAAGGAUACUUUCUGCAGCCAGCUAACGAAUACAAUAUCAAAGAGAAAAUAAAACUAGCAAAUCAGGAGUCGUUUGCUAUUCCGACACCUCCCUCGCCAAAAUUCGGUUGUGGCGAACGGAGGGUCACUUUUCGGGAUCAAUUGGUCGAUUACGAACCGGAUGAGUGUAGCGACGUCGAGGAGGAUAAUGGAUAUAGUGCAUCCAACGGUAUCCUCCACGAGGAGUCUGAUUCAUCACCAGAACUGAAUGAUCACGCUAAAAGUCCAAAUACCAGUGGUGAUAUGACCGAGGUAGAUGAAGAUAUCAUCGAAGAAUUAAGCAUAAAUGAACCAACGGAGGAAGAAAUAGAAUCACGGGUAGAAACCGUUCGUGUCGACGACGAUCAGGUAGACGAAGAGGAAGACCAAGAAGAUUACGAGGAACUCGAAGAAGAAGUUACGGAAUCCAGUUUGGACACCGAAGUUCCCAACCCGGAAACUGCGAGCGAAGACAGUAGCAGUCCAACGAAGGCUCGUGCUAGUGAGGAAGGAUCGGGAUCGGGUGACGGUCCAUUUGAAGUGAACUACUCUGAGGAUUCUCAGAAUGACGAAGAUAAUUCGGAGGAACGAAAAAUUCUAAAGGAGCGUCUAAUGAGAGAAUCACUCUCGUACGAUUUAGAUUGUGAAACAAAUGAAGAUGGUACCGAGGACCAGAUAGACGACGAGAAUUCGCUAGACAGGGAUAGUCCAGUGCAGGCUCACUUUCGGAACAGGUCGGCUAAGUGUCAAAGAAAGUGCUGUCGAUUCAAAAAGAAAAUCGAUGACAAGCUACCGUACUACAACGGCUUCCACUCGGAAUACGGACUGUCCAAGGAAGAGCUCGACGCGAAAAACAAACGCGUGGAAGCUAAAAAGAAGCGCUUCUAUGAACGGUACCAGAAGAAGGUAGAACAGCAACAAAUAAAAGCUCAGACUAAUGAGGAAGCGUUUGCCGCGUGGUUGAACAAAAAGCUAAGAAAUUCUAUUAAUAAGUACCAAAAUAUGUAUGAUUACAAAGGUAAGAAACAUAAACAGAAACUCCCAAAGGACGAUGACAGUGUUGGCGUAUUGGUUAGCUAAAAUUUGGACUACGCUUGUUUGUGUUUCAAAUGGGGGAUUGGAGUCUGAUAAUCACAUCACACAAUAAUUUGCAUGAUAUAAAAUUAUUUGAAAAUAAAUUUUGGCACUGAAAAUAUACAUGUUUAUUUCGUUGGGAAAACCGAACUAUUGGCAAAGGAUUAUAAAUAAUACUCGUUUAUCCAGUGCUUUGAGCAGAGAUAGUAUUUUUAGAGAGAUUUACGUUCAAAUGUUCGUUUGGAUGUAAUGAAAUAUUCCAUAAAAAAUUGCUCAUACCAUAAACUACAGAUCAAGCUAAUUUCUAGGUUCGAAUACAAAGAGCUCCACAAUCAUGGGCUGUGGCCCUGUGGGGAAAGUUUGCCACUACCUCACCUGAAAAUCUGGCCACUUUCAGCCAAAUGACGUGUUUUGGAAUGUAGCGACGUGCAUGUACAAUGUACUGCCACUACCCUUAAGAUUUCAUCUAUGUAGGUUAUUUUCGCGUUAUCCAACCUGAAUUUCGCGGGAAAUGCAAUUUUAAUUACAAUAAAAACUAUAAAAUUAGACGCAAGCUUACAGCCGGAGAAAGGAGGCAUAUUCAUCAUGAUGAUGAUAGCAAAAAGGAACCAGCACCGCAUGGUAAGUAAAGGAAUUCCAAUGCAUGUGAAUUUAUGGUUAUAUGUCGUGUACACGCAAAGCCACGUAAAAUGUCGUGCAUGUGUGAUUUCAUAGUUUGAAUCAAAAAGAAAGUGGAAAACCCUUCUGUGAAGUAGUUAAAUUAAUAACAGCAAAUUAGUUGAAUGAUUUAAAGCGGCUAGCGUUUUAAGUUUCAUGUGGAUGAUUAAAUGGAAACAUAUAUGAAUUUAAUAAGCGCAUUUUGCCUUUACCUUU
Molecule: messenger RNA, 2357 nt
Organism: Topomyia yanbarensis
Lineage: Eukaryota; Metazoa; Arthropoda; Insecta; Diptera; Culicidae
Product: glutamic acid-rich protein
Exons: 3
Coding region: 327-1490 (387 amino acids)
Source: RefSeq, a predicted model, not a curated record